GAGUCGACGGAACCAUAUUUUAUGGGAAUAUUCACGAUCGAAUGUGUGCUUAAAGUGAUUGCCUUCGGUUUCAUACUUCACAAGGACUCUUAUUUGCGCAGCGGCUGGAACAUACUCGAUUUUAUUGUUGUUGUCAGCGGAGUUAUUUCCAUGCUUCCUUUCACGACUAGUGGCGUGGACUUACGGACGCUCAGGGCAGUUCGAGUCUUAAGGCCGCUGAAACUUGUAUCAGGCAUUCCAAGCCUUCAAGUGGUGCUAAAAUCUAUACUUUGUGCCAUGGCUCCACUUUUGCAAAUAGGACUGCUUGUUCUUUUUGCCAUUGUAAUAUUUGCAAUCAUAGGAUUGGAAUUCUAUUCAGGAUCGUUCCAUAGCACUUGUUACAACGAAGAAGGUAAUUUAAUUGGCGUUUGUCUUUCGAGACCACAUAACGGUUCAGCAGUUCUAGAAAAACCUGUAUCAAUUGGAAAUAAACUUUUUCCUUGCACUAACAAAACAACCAAUGGCGCAUAUCACUGCCCGAGUGGAACUGCAUGCAAGGAAAAAUGGAUUGGGCCAAAUUAUGGCAUCACGUCUUUCGACAAUAUUGCUUUCGCCAUGCUCACCGUGUUCCAAUGCAUCACAAUGGAAGGCUGGACUUCCGUUAUGUACUAUACGAAUGAUUCGCAAGGAGACACGUUCAAUUGGCUAUACUUUAUACCUCUAAUUAUAUUGGGCUCUUUUUUCAUGUUGAACUUGGUUCUUGGAGUUCUCAGCGGUGAAUUUGCUAAGGAACGAGAGCGAGUCGAGAAUCGACGUGAAUUUCUGAAGUUACGCAGACAACAGCAGAUUGAACGUGAAUUGAACGGAUACCUUGAGUGGAUAUGUAAAGCCGAAGAAGUAAUCCUCAGCGAAACGAGAACCACCGAGGAGGAACGACAAGCGAUCAUGGAAGGUGAGUCAUUGAGUCACCAUCGAUUGAAUAAAUGA
This is a messenger RNA of Soboliphyme baturini, 966 nucleotides long. The record is from the annotation of a GenBank genome assembly. Lineage: Eukaryota; Metazoa; Nematoda; Enoplea; Dioctophymatida; Soboliphymatidae.